AUGGCUCUGGAAAGUGAGCGGAAGAUCCUUGUGAUCAAUCCAAAUACCACUCAAGCCAUGACCGAUGCCGUCAAACACCUCAUAUCCUCCCUACAAUACAGCACAACUUAUGAAUACUUCACCGCGCCCUCAGGCGUACCAUCUAUCAACAACGAAGACGAUGCCGUGGUUUCUGCUUCGCAUUGUCUCCCAGCCCUGGAAGACAAGCUCUCCAAGUACAAUGCGUUCUUAGUAUGCUGCUACUCUCAUCAUCCAUUGGUUUCUCUCCUACGUUCUGCAUUAAACGACCAGAAUCUUCACGCGACCGUAACGGGGAUUUUUGAGGCGUCGGUUGCGAUAAGCUUGCAGAGUAUCAACAUCGAUGAGAAAUUUGGAAUCGUAAGCACAGGGUCGCAGUGGGAGGGCAUUCUGGGCGAGGCUGUGUCGGAGCUACUGGGUAGCAGUUCUAGCACGAGGUAUGCGGGGACUGAGACGACAGGUUUGAAUGCGAACGAGCUCCAUUCUGCGCCCGAGGCUGAAGUGGCUCGUCGGAUGAAGGAAGCUACCAAGAGGCUUCUCGACAAGAGAGCCGUGGCGAUCUGCUUAGGCUGUGCCGGAAUGGCGGGCAUGAAUCGUACUGUAAGAGAAGCAUGCGUGGAGCAACUGGGAGAACAGGCUGGGCAGCGAGUGAAGAUUGUAGAUGGAGUUGUAGCGGGAUCAAUCUUCCUUGAAGGAGCACUGAGAGCAGGUUUGUAG
Molecule: messenger RNA, 735 nt
Organism: Ramularia collo-cygni
Lineage: Eukaryota; Fungi; Ascomycota; Dothideomycetes; Mycosphaerellales; Mycosphaerellaceae
Product: related to hydantoin racemase (Dcg1)
Exons: 2
Coding region: 1-735 (244 amino acids)
Source: RefSeq, a predicted model, not a curated record